AUGGAGACCUCUACAGCAGCGGAAGCCACUUCUCCAAUGGAUGAAGACAAUCAUAUUCCAUUCAAAGUUACAUUCAAAGAUCAAACUUGGUCGAUGUCUUUGCCUCCAACUGCUACCGUUGAACAGAUCAAGAAGAGCGUUGAAGAAAUGUCUGAGAUCCCGAAAGAAUUGCAGAAGCUUCUUUAUAAAGGCAUCUUAAAAGAUGACUCAACCCUCACUGAAGCCAAAAUAAUACCCAACUGCAAGAUUAUAUUGAUGGCAUCCAAACUAGAAGCCAUUACCUCGAUCGCAGCAGCCUCAUCAUCAAGUGCACCGGCCAAGAAGGAAUCUCUGGUGGCUGUCGUCACAGUUCCAUUGUCUGAUAUGACGGAACACAAGAAGCACAUUGAAAAGAAGCCAGCUGAUAUUGAAGAAGGAGUGUUGAACAAGCAGAUUCCAAUUCCAGAACGUGGUCUGACAAACCUGUAUGAUCAACGAGGAGUCAAGACUCGUCUUGGUUUUCGAAAUGAUAUUCAAGAACUGUUGGUUGCUACGAAAGAGAGGACUCAAAAGUUCCCAUACUCGUCGGUUCGGAGUGUGAAAUCAGAGCCCAUCCGUGACCAUCCGGAAUAUCACAUCCUUGUGAUACAGCUUGGACCAACUGAAAAGUCGUCGAGAUAUCUCUACUGGUGUCCUGCUCAAUACACGGAAUCAGUUAAGGACGCCAUACUGGGAAAGUUCUCCUUUUUCUGA
Molecule: messenger RNA, 732 nt
Organism: Synchytrium microbalum
Lineage: Eukaryota; Fungi; Chytridiomycota; Chytridiomycetes; Synchytriales; Synchytriaceae
Exons: 7
Coding region: 1-732 (243 amino acids)
Molecular function (GO): cadherin binding; RNA binding
Source: RefSeq, a predicted model, not a curated record